Saimiri boliviensis boliviensis (Bolivian squirrel monkey) is the source of this 1601-nucleotide messenger RNA. Lineage: Eukaryota; Metazoa; Chordata; Mammalia; Primates; Cebidae. The record is from RefSeq and is a predicted model, not a curated record.
CCUCCCUAGUAGCUGGGACAACAGGUUAAGUAUACCUUGCGCUUCAGUAACAUUCAGAGGAAUUUUUUCCUGGAGAAGCAUAUAUUUUUUGAAGAUGACCUGUAUGGCUGGUGCACAUCCUUUCUUUACUCUCCCAAUCCACGCCAAGAACCCCGGGAAUUUCCAUUUUCUGAUGGAAGAAGUCCUGGAUACAACAAAGAAGUCUUCCUGGCCCUACAGCAUGCUCUGGAUAAAGCCAUUAUGUGACACCAUGCUCACAAUGUGACGACCAACAUGUUUGAGAGUCUCAAAGUACUUGUGAAGAGAUUCCCACAUGGACCCUAUAUCUAUGACAGGUUCUUCCUAGUCCUUCAGAAUGAGUUUUCUCUGUUCCUCAUGCUCAGCUUCAUCUGUAUUGAGCUCAUCAUCAUCAAUUCCAUUGUACUGGAGAAAGAGAAAAGACUGAAGGAGUACAUAUGCAUGAUGGGACUGGAAAGCUGGUUACACUGGUUUGCUUGGUUCAUCACAUUCUUCAUUUCUGUCUUCAUUGCAGUUUCAUGGCCAUUCUCUUCUGCACAGAGGUGAAAAAUGUGGCAGCGUUCAAGAACAGUGACCCUAGUCUGAUAUUUGUUUUUCUAAUGUGUCUUGCCAUUGCCACAAUUUUCUUUGCAUUCAUGAUCAGCACAUUCUUCCAAAGAGCCCAUGCCGGAACUGCUGUAGGAGGCAUCAUCUUCUUCUUCACCUACCUCCCAUACCCAUACCUCAUGUUCAGCUACAUCCAGAGAAGCUACUUCCAAAAGAUUGCCUGUUGCCUGUUCUCAAAUGUUGCCAUGGCACUGGGAGUCCGAUUCAUCACUAUAUUUGAGGAAAGAGGCACAGGCAUCCAAUGGGGGAAUAUGGGCAGUGUACGUGGAGAGUUUAACUUCACUCAGGUGCUGCUGCUGCUGCUGCUGGACUCUUUCUUAUACUGCUUAAUAGCCUGGUAUGUGGAGUCCAUCUUUCCAGGGAAGUAUGGUACACCCAAGCCUUGGUACUUCUUUGCUCUGCCCUCCUACUGGCAUGGAAAGCCUGUAUUUGUUACCCAAUCACUGCUGGACAUGAGGGGUCCUGUAAAAGCUCCAAACAGUGAGUUCAUUCAGGAAGAGCCUACAGAUUUGAUCAAAGGAAUUGAAAUUCAGCAUCUAUACAAGCUGAAGGGCCUGUCGCGCCAGAAAUGCCCUGAAGAAGUCAAGGAGAUGCUGCGAAUCAUUGGCCUGGAGGACAAGCAGAACUCACCGAGCCGCUUCCUGAGCGGGGGCAUGAGGCACAAGCUCUUCAUCGGCAUCGCGCUCAUUGCAGGCUCAAGGUGCUGAUACUGGACGAGCCCACUUCAGGCAUGGACGUCAUCUCCAGGAGGGCCAUCUGGGACCUUCUUCAGCAGCAGAAACGUGACCGCACCAUCGUGCUGACCACCCACUUCAUGGACGAGGCUGACCUGCUGGGAGAUCGCAUCGCCAUCAUGGCCAAGGGGGAGCUGCAGUGCUGCGGGUCCCUGUUGUUCCUCAAGCAGAAAUACGGUGCAGGAUACUAUAUGACUUUACUGAAAAAACCUCAUUGUGAUACCGAGAACAUCUCUCGUCUGA